Molecule: messenger RNA, 2524 nt
Organism: Oppia nitens
Lineage: Eukaryota; Metazoa; Arthropoda; Arachnida; Sarcoptiformes; Oppiidae
Gene: Stt3A
Product: dolichyl-diphosphooligosaccharide--protein glycosyltransferase subunit STT3A-like
Exons: 7
Coding region: 151-2361 (736 amino acids)
Biological process (GO): post-translational protein modification
Cellular component (GO): membrane
Molecular function (GO): dolichyl-diphosphooligosaccharide-protein glycotransferase activity
Source: RefSeq, a predicted model, not a curated record
UGUAAUGUUAUGUAAUGACAAUCACUGUAUUAUAAUAUACAGUACUUUAAGCCGGUAUUCAAUGUAUUUAUUAUUGAAAUGAAUUGUUUGUGAUAUCAAAUAGCAGUACACGUGUUGUCAAAACAAACACUUUAUCGGUGGACACCAACUAUGACCGCAACCAACACCGGGACGACGACCCGAAACUGGUGGUCACGCUUUCUGGCCGACGACUCGAAGGACAAUCUGUUGAAGAUCACAAUCCUAUUGUUGACAGCAAUUCUCUCUUUCUCGGUUCGACUAUUCUCUGUGCUAAGGUUUGAGUCGGUUAUACAUGAAUUUGAUCCGUACUUCAACUACCGGACGACCCGAUUCUUGACCGAAGAGGGUUUCUAUUCAUUUCUCAAUUGGUUUGAUGCGGGCGCGUGGUAUCCGUUGGGCCGUAUCAUCGGCGGCACUAUAUAUCCUGGUCUGAUGGUGACAUCGGCCACAUUAUAUCAUGCGUUACAUUACAUCAACAUUCCGAUCGAUAUCCGCAAUGUCUGUGUUUUUCUCGCGCCGCUAUUUUCGUCGCUGACAACGAUUGUGACAUUUUUGUUGACCCGCGAGCUUAGCGAUGACGGCUCGGGGCUUGUGGCCGCCGCUAUGAUAUCGAUAGUACCCGGCUAUAUAUCGCGAUCGGUGGCCGGUUCUUACGAUAACGAAGGCAUAGCAAUAUUCUGUAUGCUUCUUACAUAUUACCUGUGGAUCAAAUCAGUAAAGUCGGGAUCGGUUUACUGGUCGUGUCUCUGUGCAUUGGCCUACUUUUAUAUGGUCUCAUCGUGGGGUGGUUAUGUAUUUCUUAUUAAUUUGAUACCACUUCAUGUCCUGGCACUUAUGAUAACCGGCCGAUUUAGUCAUAGAAUUUAUAUCGCAUAUUCAACGGUGUACUGUUUGGGAACGUUAUUGUCGAUGCAGAUCCCAUUUGUUGGUUUCCAACCGGUAACCUCAUCGGAACACAUGGCCGCGUUCGGUGUGUUCGGKUUAUGCCAAUUGUACGCAUUCAACGAUUACAUCAAAUCCAAACUUUCGCAACAAUCUUAUGACACACUUUUCCGAUCAAUCGUUUUACUCAUCGGUAUUGUGGCACUCAGUGGCGGAAUAUUCUUGACAAUCAUUGGAAAGAUAAGUCCGUGGACCGGACGGUUCUACUCAUUGUUGGACCCGUCGUACGCUAAGAAUAACAUUCCAAUUAUAGCAUCGGUAUCUGAACAUCAGCCGACCUCUUGGUCUUCAUUCUACUUUGACCUCCAAUUGUUGGUCUUUUUAUUUCCCGUCGGUCUAUACUUUUGUUUCUCGCGUCUGACUGAUGCCAAUAUCUUUAUCAUUCUCUAUGGUGUUACCAGUAUUUAUUUUGCGGGAGUUAUGGUUCGUUUAAUGUUAGUUUUAGCACCGGUUAUGUGCAUUCUCUCGGGUAUUGGUAUAUCGCAAAUGUUGACACGUUAUUGUAAACAACUUGAACCGUCAACAUUGGCUACGAGUUCUGGUACGACCACAUCGACCCAUAAUCACGGUACUCAUGGCUCCCAAUCUAAUGUUAAACAAGUGUCCGAAAAGAAAUUGCGUCGACACGAAACUAAUUUUGUGAUGCGUCACGAAGUGGCCUCAAUGUUCGUACUCGUGGCCACUGGUCUUCUGCUAUCAUAUACUUAUCAUUGUAUUUGGGUUACUUCUGAGGCGUAUUCUUCGCCGUCUAUUGUAUUAUCAGCGAGAAGUCAUGACGGAUCUCGUAUUAUAUUUGAUGAUUUUAGAGAAGCCUAUUAUUGGUUGCGACAAAAUACAGCUCCCGAUGCCAAAGUCAUGUCAUGGUGGGAUUAUGGUUAUCAAAUAACCGCAAUGGCCAACCGUACUAUAUUAGUGGAUAACAAUACUUGGAAUAACACUCAUAUAUCACGCGUCGGUCAAGCAAUGGCCUCACCUGAAGAUAAAGCAUAUGAAAUAAUGAGAGAAUUAGAUGUCAAUUAUGUUUUAGUAAUAUUCGGUGGUCUCACCGGCUACUCGUCCGAUGACAUUAAUAAGUUCUUAUGGAUGGUUCGUAUCGGUGGCAGUACUGAUAGGGGAACUCAUAUUAAAGAAACAGAUUAUUAUACGCCUUCGGGAGAGUUUAGAGUCGAUAAGGAAGGCUCGCAAACACUUCUUAAUUGUUUAAUGUAUAAAAUGUCUUACUAUCGAUUCGGUUCCGUUUAUACUGAAGGAGGCAAACCUCCCGGUUAUGAUAGAGUGAGGGGCGCAGAGAUUGGCAUUAAGGACUUUGAACUUCAAGUAUUAGAGGAGGCGUACACUACUGAACAUUGGUUGGUCCGUAUCUACAAAGUUAAAGACUUACCAAAUCGCGGCAUUUAGCCGAUGACUCGGAUGAUUGGCAUAUAUAUAGCGCUAGUCUUUUGCUAUUCUUAUUUAAAUGACUUUCUCGUUAAAAAAAACAAUUCAAACACUAUUUUUUAGUAAAUGUGGUUUCAUUUAUAAAUAUAUUAUUAUUAUGACAUAAUUACUGCGGUAUCAAAUU